Molecule: messenger RNA, 2328 nt
Organism: Xyrichtys novacula (pearly razorfish)
Lineage: Eukaryota; Metazoa; Chordata; Actinopteri; Labriformes; Labridae
Source: the annotation of a GenBank genome assembly
AAUGCACUUUGCUAAUUUUAAAGCCAGAGAGGGAAGGAAGCAUGACAGCAAAGUUUCCGCCAUACAGACCGCUGUGGUGGGAGAGAAAAAAGCAAAGAGUCUGUCUUGGAAAAGCUCAGUAUUCGUCUGAGUGUUCGGAGACAGCGAAUAUAACAGGAGCAUAUGGUGGAAUUAUGGCACAAAAUGAAACACAUCCCAUUUUGGAGAUACUAAAGUCAUUCAAUCAAGGUGAGUGUAUUUAUGUUUGGUUUCUUGUGGGGAUCCACUGAAUAUUUUGAUGUUUUACUCUAAAACACAGAAAUCUUGGUUCUGGCUGACUCCCUAAACACUCAUUACUCUCAGAUGUGUGUCUGUGUUUUGGAAAGACAGCAAAUACGAUUAAAUAAAGUGCUCAGUUAGGUUGGAGAAACCAAUAACAUCAACAUAAAACAUCUACAUGUUCAUUAUUAUUAUCUGCAAAGUCAAAACAGUCCUGAGAAUGACUUAUAGGCCUUUAAAACUGCAGUUUUCCUUUGGCAACUUCUUUUUAGUUGUCAAAACCCUGGGCUUUUUCCGUCCUGUAAUUUUGUUUCCUUCCACUCCAUCCAUCAUCCUAUGUCACUCAGACUUUAUUUUCAUCCAAGUCUUUGAAAACCAAAAUCAUACAUGCUUAGUUUUUCCUGUUCAUCAUCUUUUCUUUUUAUAAAUAUGUGUGGUAUAGCAUUUUGAGUCACUUAUCCCAGAAGGUUUCUCUCCAAAGAGAUCUUAUAAGAAAACAGAAAACUUUUUGUUUCGAUAUCAAUUUCCUGACUUUCCACUAUCUUAAAAAAAGAAAGAAAAAACAUCCUUCUUUUUACGCUUUGCACCGGAGAUAUCGUCAGUUUCCACUCGACACAAAGGUACUUCAUAGACGGUGAACCCCCACGCUGGUCUGAUGUAAGAUUUUUAUAUAACAUUGUGCUUAGUAUAGCAGUGUUCGGCCAUAAAAAUCAAUACAAAGAACAAAAUUCCCUGAAACACUUGGGGCACGUACCGCACAGACUGAUAUGUACUUUGGAGAGCUGAUGCAACAGCUUCUUGUCAGUGCUAAUAGGAUUUUAUUCCUAACUUGAAACGCUGCUCAAACAGCCAUCUGGCAAAGCAAUCUUCCUCAUUUUCAGGACAACACAAUGCAUCCUCUUCUCAGCUACUAAACAUUUCCAGCCACUAUUUUUUUAUCGCUCUGCUUCCUCUUUCCUGACUCUGCACUGAUUUUUUUCCCCCCUCUCUUUCAGGCGAUAUGAUUCUCGCCUUCUGUCUAUCUAUCCUUGUGGGCCUGCUGUUGGGCGCUCUGGUUUAUGUCCUGCUGACCUGGGCGUCCAGAAGGCAGGCCACCGCCAGGAUCACAAGACGCUGCAAAAAAAGGUCUUCACGAUCUCAAAACCCCUCUGGUGGUCAAAUGGGCCUGUACAGGAGCACUUUUCUCAGCGUCUACAGGCAGCCCUCUCUGGAGCCAGUAGGCCCUCUAGGGCUUAAGCCCGGUAUAGAGACCUCCACCUUUCGCCCAGUACCUAAGAGGAGCAGGGCCAGUCUGGAGGGAAUGGGAGAGGACACUCAGGCAAACAUGGUUGAAGACACAGCAGCAUCAACGUCUUCAGAUUCAGCAUCCCUGGUGCCAAACAAGAGGAACUCCUUCUGGCUGGGCAACAAUGGACUUAAAGGAUUCCUGCCCUCACAGACUCCCCCUCCUGCAUAUGACAGUGUCAUCCACGCCUUUGAAGAGACGUGCACUUGAGAGCGUCCGUGUCAAACAGUGAGAACUGAAAAAGGAGGAAAAAACAGUUUGAGAUUACACAGGACUCUCUGUGGCUGUGUUCUGCUCUUAAAAUGGGACAGUACUUUGAGAGAUCACACCUUUGUAUGACACUUUCCAAUCAAAGCUUCUGCAGCUUGGUUAUGACAUAUCAAUCUAGGGCAACUAUUUUUAAAAUAGAUUUAUUUGUAUAUUAGUCUAAUAUUCAUUGUUUUUCAUCUUUAGACGGUCAAAAGUAUAAAAAAAAACAAGCCCAGGUGCAUUGCCUGGUUUUGAUCAAAAUGAAAGAAUGUUUUAGUGCACAAUGAUAUGAAACAGAAGAAGCUGCAAAUCCUGAGAAAUUUUUGGCAUUCUUGCUCUAAGACUGUCUCAAUCAAUCAUGUACUGGCUAAUCCCAGCAGUGCUAAUAUGUGCUAGUAUUUUGUAACCAGUGCUGAGCAUCACAUGAUGUACAGAGAGCCUGAGGGUAGACUCAGUCUGGUCAUGUGAUGAUGGAAGCACAGUGUGAUUGACUAUUAUUAUAUUUUACAUUACAAUAAAGAUUAUGAAUGAUUUUA